GACGCAGGUUUGACGUAAGCGCAACAAGCAUUGUCUUUGAGUAUGUGAGAGAAAUCUGACAUUUGUCGUGCUAAUAAACGUGUCAGGGCGGCGACAAUACAAGAAAUGGCAGAGCUUUUAGGGAAGCUCCGCAGCGCUUGGAAGACAUGGAGGAAACAGCGUAAAGGAAGGCAAGAACGAGUAUCUGAUCCUCAGAAACUUAUCGGCGUUACUGAACAAUCGGACAAAGAACACAUACAUGCGGCAAGUAUUGAAGAUAUAGAUGCAUGUGCCAACAAGGAUAAUAGUUCCGCGAACGUGAAGUCUACAGUUGACUCUCCUAAUUCAGGGAAGGUAUGCAAUAAUGAAGAGAACAAGAAUGUGAACGAAACUCCGAUUGAAGUGAUCUGUGAGUAUGCAAAUGACGCAGAUAUUGACAUUUACCGUGCUGAAGGCCUGACGGAUAAUGAAUUGCGAACUAUAAUUUGUAGCUUAGCUGAAAAAAUUUGCAGGGAGUUUCCGUCGUAUUACGACUUUUGCAUUAUAGCAGACGAAGAGGACUAUGAUUCAGCGGACGAACUGAAGCAUUACUUGUGCCGCACUUUCGACUUAACAGGAUGUAUGGUUCAUGAUGGCUUUUAUCGUGCGGGUGCAGACAUAUUUUCCUGUUUUGAAUUUAUGAUGUCGAGGAGCAGCAAAGUGCUGUUUUACUUAACAGACAAUUUUAAUGCAAGCCAGUUCUAUCGCCGCAUCCAGAGUGGAGCCGUUUUUCAGUCAUUGAUGUCCAGCGUUCAAGCCCACCGAGAAAAAUGUGUACCAAUAUUCCCAAAUGGUAUUCCUAACUACAUUCCACUACCCCUCUCAGGUAUAGCAGGUCUGCAUCCUAAAUCGAAAGUAGCGUUGCGACAAAGUGUAAAUACAACAUAUACCUUACCUCUCAGAGAAAAAAGAAAAUGUUUAGAUAGACUGAAUGAUGAAGAACGAAGGUUAGCAUUCCGUGAACAGCUGCGACUUAGUGUGAGUGAUUUCAUUCAAAAGAAACAAUUACAGAACUCAACAUCAGAAACGCAACAAAUUGAGAAUGCCCAUUCAGCAAUUGAUGUACACACCAGUACCAGCAUUUUGCCAGAAGUUUCCUCAAACGUGAAUGCUGGGAAUGAACAGCCCACAGGUGACACCAUAGCAGAUACCCUUGCUUCCUUGCCGAUGGAUGAUGAAGCACGGACAUGUAUAAUGCAAGUAGUAUCACAGUCCAGUCCACUACCUGCAACAAAUGUGAGCAUCACAAGUUCCUCAGCAGUGCAUGUGGGAAAUAAAGUUACUGUGAAUUUGACUAUAAAUCCACCAGUGUCAUACUCUGGAGGUACCACAGGUGAUGCCAUAAUGAAUGACAGUGAUUCAGACAGUUUUUCUGAAAGUGAAUGAGUCUAAUAUAGUGUUUCUGAAGAAGAGAUUAUCCAUUUAUGUUUACAUGCUAAACAGUGCAUCUCCUGGUUUUCAAGAUGUGUGUUUAUGAUAACAACAGCAAACAUAAGGGAACAAUGAUAGACAAAGCAAUACCAUAUGCCAAAACAAGUUGGUAAUAAGACAUGUGAAUAUUCAUAAUUCAUUCUAGUGCAUUGGCUUAUUUAUAAGUGUCAAGAUUCAUUAAUUGAGUAAUGUAGACCAUUAUUCCCUUAUUCCCACAAAAAGUUUUUGUGAAUGAGGCUCUUAUGUUCUGUGAUUUUUUGAUGAGAUACUGUAAAAUUUGCCGUAAAAUGGUGUGGAGUAGAGAUAUUUGCCAGAACAAAAUGUUUUGGCACUAAAAAACUUUUUGGUAUGUGGCUGUGAUGUAGAUGUAUCGUAAAUUUGCAGCAGUAACUGAAAUGCAUCAGCAGUGAAUAGAUCUUGCCAGUUUUUAAAGCCAGUGGAUGUUUUGUAUCAUUUGAAUUUGUAAACUUGUUUUGUGUAAGUCAUUUGUUGUUUUGUAUAAGGUUUCAUACAAGCUUUUUUCGCACUUCCACAUUCACUAUGAAGUUGCAUUGUGUUGCAAGAGUGAGUAGUUGAAGGAAAUGAUUGCUUUAAGUAUUACCAUAUGCACAAGAGAAUGACUCUUAUAUUCAUGCCCAGCAAUUGUUUAAAAUGAUAUUACACCAAUAACACCAUUGUUAGCAUGCUCCUCUCAACCUCCCACAUUGCUCGUUGAUUGGAAAUGCUUCUUCUUGCUCAUUCUGAUGAUUGCUAUUUGGCUCCAUAAAAAGUAUUAUUGUGUACUUAGAUGCAUUAUUACCUUGUACAGAUUGAUCAUGAAUUCAAGAGUUUUUUAUUAACUUUUGC
Molecule: messenger RNA, 2295 nt
Organism: Schistocerca americana (American grasshopper)
Lineage: Eukaryota; Metazoa; Arthropoda; Insecta; Orthoptera; Acrididae
Exons: 2
Coding region: 106-1404 (432 amino acids)
Source: RefSeq, a predicted model, not a curated record